Messenger RNA from Hyalella azteca, 4159 nucleotides. It is a transcript of the gene Ufsp1, whose product is annotated as ufm1-specific protease 1. Lineage: Eukaryota; Metazoa; Arthropoda; Malacostraca; Amphipoda; Hyalellidae. The coding region runs from base 66 to 761 and encodes 231 amino acids. The transcript is spliced from 4 exons. The record is from RefSeq and is a predicted model, not a curated record.
GAUAUAAACAAUUUUUGUAUAGUUUCCUUUUGUCUUCAUAUAAUAUUUUCUUGGAACUGCAAAGAAUGGGAGGUGGUCAGGACUAUGUGUGCUCCCUGUUGACUAAUCCUCAUGCAGGGCUGUCUUUACCCCCUGAUGCUGGUACUGUUAAUCUUGUUCAAGGAGAUUAUCUCUUCUACCACUAUGGAUGUGAUGGCUUUGAUGACAGGGGCUGGGGGUGUGGAUACAGGACGCUGAUGAGUUUAAGCUCUUGGAUCCGAGGUCAGAAGUUACGAUCUCAUGACAACAGCGGCUUCUCGACCCUGGCUCCUGUCCCUGCCAAUAAAAACAUUCAGGAAAUUCUUACCAAGAUUCAGGACAAACCACCUUCAUUUAUUGGUUCACAUGAUUGGAUUGGCUGUGUUGAGGCUGGCUAUGUGCUGGAUGAACUGUAUGGGGUUGAGUGCCGUAUUGUCCAUGUUGCUUCCGGUGCUCAACUUGACAAGCAUGUGCCUGAGCUGGUGGAGCACUUCAAAGUUCGAGGUUCUCCUGUGAUGAUGGGGGGUGAUCGUGACAACCUCUCUAAGGGCAUCAUGGGCAUCUGUCAGUGCAAGGAUAUGACCUAUCUUCUCGUUGUGGACCCACACUUCUGGGGCGAGGCUCGUGACCGGAACUCGCUGCAAUCUGAAGGCUACGUCCAAUGGAAACCCUUGUCCGAGUUUGAUGGAAAUUCCUUCUAUAAUUUUUGCCUACCACAAUUGUCUGCCAUAGCUUCUCUCUAGUUGGGGGCACUCCAGAAAGGAAAAUGUAGAUUUUAAUGUCCAUUGACAUAUCCAGGAGCCUCGUGCAACUUGGUCCCUCUUCCAGUUUAUUGCUGUCCUCUCUGCAAUCAUAUUUUUCACUCUAAUGGAUAACAUCUUCUCUGGAAGAUGGCUCAUUAUGUCCUAAAUAAAAGAUAGUGAAUAAUUAAUCAACUCUGUAGCUAUGGAUUUGUUUCUUAUGUUAUUUAAUCAUUUCUUGUUGAUUGAUUCUACUUGCAGGAUAAGAUGCCAAAUGUGAUUGAGUUGCUCCUUGGAUCUCGUUGUGUAUUAUAGAGUUGACGUCAAGUUACUGCAAGCUGGUCAUUUUUAUUUCAUGAACUACAGGCGGGGUGCAAACAAUUGUUGCUAUAACUUAUAUGCUCAAGGUGUUCACUGAUGAUUUCUGCAACCGAAUUGACUAAAGGUUCUGUGGGAUCACGUCAUAUUUUGUCUCCCUUCACCAGGAAAUAUUAUUUAUUAAAAAAAUUAUGUGCUGGAAAUAUGACACAUUGUCAUGGCUUUAGUCAGUGCUAAUGUCAGGGUAACUUGAUGCUUACAGUUCUGGUAGCUGGCUGAUGCUAGAGAAGCUUGAUGAUCACAGCUCCUGGAGUUAAUUGGUAAUUUAACAGAAAUGUCUGAGAUUUGUUGAUGUUGGUUAAUUGGUUGUAGGGGUUUAUUAUUGUCGGAUCGGAGACUUGUUGAAGUCAUUUUAUGGAUCUUUAAUUUGUGACUAAAGGCUGUUACUAAACCUAAGAUGAAAUAUUUAGCUGUGAAUAUAUGUACUAUUUUUAUGAGUAAUGCCAUUAAUUACUAAUAAUCCCAUGUACCUAUGUUUUUGAAUCAAAGUCUAAUUCUUAAAUGACAUUGGAGCCUUUGGUGAAUUUUUAUUGCUGCAUAUUUUUCGUCACACAAAAUCUUGGGAGAGAUUCGCCCUCUGUAUUUUGAGAAUCCCUGAGCAAUGUUAGUGGCUUACGUUCAUUGGUCGCUGGGACGUCAUGCAGCUCGUAGAUCAUUGCCUGCUUAGGUGCCUGUUUUAUAAUGGAUGUAUUUGUUACAGUAUUCUGGAGUGGUGCGUAGCAGACAUGGUACUCUAUUUAAUCUUCAUUUCACAUCCAGAGAAUUUAGAUUUAACUUCUAGCCAAUGAAUGUUCGGGUUCAACUAGCCAAAAUCUUCUUCUAAAUAAUUACUGCAAUUUAUGUUGCCAUAUUUUCAUCGUUGUUCUUUUUAUCGCGGGCUUUUUACGUUUAUAGUUUCUGAUUUAGUGCUAGCUCGCCCUCACGACUGCUCUUAUGACGACAUAGUCUCUAAAGGCUUGUGCUAGAUGCGUUUUUAGUUGAAUGCAGGUUAUGCCCAAGUAUUGUAUUAGUAUGAGAAUCUUGAUGAUUUCAGGUCCGUUAAUGCGCACUGAAAUAUAUAUUUUUUUUCAUUUCAACUGAACUAAUUUUUCUAAUAGACCACAGUGAUUCUAUUUUCUGGUAUUGACAGCCUCCAGUUCACGUGUAUUUACGUUAAAAAUUAGAAGUUAUUGUUAGGUAAGACAUGCUCAGUUCCAGAAUAACGUAGACACAGUUGGUAGGCUCCUUAGGUAUAGUUUCACUAGUUUAUCUAUCACUAGUUUGCUUGAAUUAAAAUUAGAGUAGUAGACGUAUUGUAGUAAUAAAAUAUUUCUAUUUAAAUGAUCAUUCAUUGGUGCAGUUAAGUAGUUUAUUGUAAAAAACAGCUUGAGGAUGAGGCAUUAUUGAAUAUGAGAAAGUAUUUACUGUUUUUUAUUGUAUUUAUAUAGUGAAAAUAUUAUUGUAGCACCAACUGUUUCUGAAAGAUACCCAUAUUAUUUUGUAUGCUCAGGUUAGCAAGAGACUGCUAAUUCUUUCUUUGAUGUAUAAUUGCACUGAGUCUUUGAAUGUAAUUCACCGAGUCCGUUCCAUUAUAAGCUUGCACUCUUAUUCUUGCAUCAAGGUUCUUCAUCACUUGGCUUCCAUGAUAAUUUUUUUCGCCCGAUUGCGCCUGGCGUUCUUUCCGUGAAAUUUGAUGUUUCAAAUGUCUUCGUGUAUGUGUGUUUGUGUGUGUAUGUCGCAAUACACACACAAUACAAUAGGCCUCGCAAUAUCUACAGGCCAUUUGGUGUCUAGAUUGUUGUUUGUAGGAGCUGAAUGCUAUUCUGGAACCAUUAUUCUCAUGAACUCUGUGUGGCUCUCUGACUGCCAUACAUUAAUAUUCGUUUGUUCAACUUCAUUUGUGUGUUAAUCAUGCGCUCUGACUGUGUCUAAUCCACCACUCUCUCAGCUCGUCGAAGUUAUCUAUGAUGAAUUACUUGCACUAUCAAAAGUACAUAUAGCGUUCUAAGUACAAGUAGCGGCCGAUUUCUCCUUUCUGAUUGGUGGGUUUAGCUAAAAAAGCCCUCAGUGAUUGGUGGGUUAAGCUAGAAAAGCCUUCAGCGAUUGGUGGGUUAAGCUUGAAAGGCCAUCAGUGAUUGGUGGGUUUAGCUUAAAAGGCCGUUAGUGAUUGAUAAUAUAAGCUUGAAAAACCAUCGGUGAUUGGCUGAGAGUUACAAAUUCUAAAUUAUUUUUAAAAAUACGAGCGCAGGCAAUUCCGAGUCACGAGACUACUGGGUUAUGACGCAGACUAGUGCUCAAAUUUGACAAGGACUUAUGAUCAACUAAAAAAAUUAUGUGUAAUCAAAGUUACUUUACAUUGCGAUUAUCCUGUUUUUUAUUGAUUCAAUUUGCUUAUAGUGAUUGAAUGAGCUUAUUAAUGUUGUACUUUUUAAGACGGAGUUUAUUUCAUCGAGAUCUCGGAUUCAUUGGCUUUACAUCCUGUAACUUGGUCGCGUUGAUGCUCAUUUUCUGCUUAUAUACUGUAUAUAUAUUCAACAUUGAUUUAUUCUUUGUUGAACCGCUUUCAUAUCAUUCACUUGGACCUGCCCAAUUUGAUUAUUCAACUGCCUUGGUAUCGGAGCUGUGCUAAAGGGCCCGAUUUUAACUGUCGCGGAAAUAGAAAUGUAUUGAUCAUUAUGCUUCGGAGCUGACUGGUGGUGUUGAAAGCAGAAAUUGGCCGUCAUAUUUUUAUAUUAAUAACGUUAAAGAAAGUAUUUGGUUUAAGUUCUAUUUGGUGCAUGUCAACCCAUCGUGGUAAUAACAGUAUUUUACCAAUGACUACGACUCACGGUUUGGGUUCAUGGUGAAUGGCUGCUGCUGUGCGUUCUAAAUGUGGUUUUAUUACUUGUUACUGUUGAUAAAUUGAUUAUUUUUGUUUUUGCUUUUGAUCGACCCAAAAUUUUCUGGUAGAUUUUGUUGUAUAAGGUCUUCGUGCAAUAUUUGUUUUAUUGUAAUGUACUUACCUUCUGCAGAUUAAAUGUUUGAACGUUGCGUUUAAAAGUCAA